Rotaria sp. Silwood2 is the source of this 636-nucleotide messenger RNA. Lineage: Eukaryota; Metazoa; Rotifera; Eurotatoria; Philodinida; Philodinidae. The record is from the annotation of a GenBank genome assembly.
AUGUCACAAAAUAAUGCUCAUCUAAAUGAAAUAUGGACCAAGUUAGAGAAAGCUAUAGUGCAAAUGUUUGAACUUUCAUUUAUGACAAUAAAGGGUUACAUGGAUCUUUAUAAUGCUAUUGGUAAAUAUGUCGCGAGCUCUGAAUACAACGAGAUGAUAUUAAAAGCAUCACCAAGCGAAUUACAAAAAAAAGCAGAAGUAGCUAAAAAUGAAAAUGAAGUUGACGACGACGAUCAAAUUAAUACAAAUCAUCCAAGUGCUCAAAUUUAUUUUAAAUUAAAGAAAACAUUAAAAGAAAAUCUUGAUAAUAUAGUCAAGGGUGGAAGCCAUUUUACAGGUGAAGAUUUUCUUCGAUUUUAUUGCAAAGCUUGGGAAAUCUAUCAAUUUACAAGUCGAAUUGUAAACAGUUUAUUGAAAUUUAUCAAUGACAAUUGGAUUCGUCAGCAAGGUGAAGCUGGUGUGAAACGUGUUUAUAAUAUUUAUAUUAUGGCAUUGAAAGUUUGGCAAGAUAUGUUUUUUAAACAAGCUAACCAUUCACUGACACGAACUUGUCUUAAUUUAAUCAAAGAUGAACGCGAUGGAAAAAACAUUAAUUAUUCUUUAAUUCAUGAAGCUAUUCAAAGCUAUGGUAUGUAG